UGGUUGCAAGACGACUUUCUGGGGUUUUUCAAGGAGUGGGAAGCAGAGGUAAACAGACUUGAAGGCGUUGAAGAAAGUAUUAAGAAGAAAAUGUUGCUGAGUACAGAGACUACUGAAGGGCUUAAAAUAACAGUCAAUUCAUUUGUUGAGCUCACAAAAAACCUGCUAGACCUGCCGGGUGUUGAGUGUGUACUUAGUGCUAAGUUCAACCAGGAUCCAUUAGAACAGUAUUUUAGCAAACAAAGAGGAGCUGGCGCAACCAACACCAAUCCAACUACAUUGCAGUUUAGCCACAACGUGCAUUCUCUGUAUGUAGCUUCCCAUUGUGCAAAGGCAUCGAAGAAGG
Molecule: messenger RNA, 346 nt
Organism: Anneissia japonica
Lineage: Eukaryota; Metazoa; Echinodermata; Crinoidea; Comatulida; Comatulidae
Exons: 2
Source: RefSeq, a predicted model, not a curated record